Gadus morhua (Atlantic cod) is the source of this 2970-nucleotide messenger RNA. Its product is annotated as F-box only protein 30. Gene Ontology annotation, molecular function: ubiquitin protein ligase activity; zinc ion binding; protein binding. The transcript has 3 exons. NCBI's taxonomy places the organism in Eukaryota, Metazoa, Chordata, Actinopteri, Gadiformes, Gadidae. The coding region runs from base 236 to 2539 and encodes 767 amino acids. The record is from RefSeq and is a predicted model, not a curated record.
CGCCGUUAAUGAGCCACCGCGACCGCGGUCGGUCGCACUGUGAGCAACGCUACGUCAGAGGGAGCGGUGGGACGUCUCCAGACUAUAGCCUGCUGCUACCACUAGCGGCGGUGGUUCUUACUAUCUAGUGACAAAGUAUAAUCGAAUGGAUAAAAAUAAACGAGUGGGUCGCCAAUAAAUGCAAAGUGUACCCUGAUCGGCGACGGCAUCAUCAACCUCCACCCGUGCCUAGACGAUGGAGGCACCCCACGAGCACUGCGCGUCCUGCGUGAACCUGCGGUGCACGACGAAACCCGUAGCGGGCGCUUCCUGUGACCUCACGGCCUGUCCGCUGGCCUGCGGUGCUACGUUCCACUCCUGUAAGAGCGCCGAGCAUCGCCUCCUCUGCCCGCUGGAGAGGGUUCCCUGCCUGAACAGCGGCUUCGGCUGCCCCAUCACCCUGGUGCGCCAGAAGAUGGCCUCCCACCUGGAGGUCUGUCCAGCGGGCCUGGUGUGCUGCACCAUGGAGUGGAACAGGUGGCCGGUCAGUAGUCUGGACUACACCUCUCAGCUGAGCCGCUGCAGCAGCAGUGGGGGUGGCGUGGAGGAGCCGGAGCAGCUGGACAUGGCGCUCGCCCUGCAGGACCAGCGCAUGCUGCUCGAGUCCCUGAAGGUGGUUGCCAUGGCGCCCACGAGGUGGGAGCCGGCUGUUGCCAGGACUAAAGUGCGCGGGGCUGUGCGUAUGGAUCUGCCAGAAUCAGCCCCUGAGGCGUCGGCCUCGUCCUCCUGCGAAAGUGUGCAUCGGCCCUCGCCGGGCUUGGCUCCGCCUCUUCCGCCCGGCUCAGCCAAGGAGAGGAUAGCCAAUGGGAUCGACGGUUUAACUGAUGAGCACUAUGGUCGGCUCUACGAGGCCACGCUGGAGACCGCCAGGAGCCUGGCGGCCGCUCUAGAUGUGUUCCGCGCCGCCAACGCCCUCGAGUGCGGAGGAGGGGCGGGGGGCCAGAGAGGGGAGAGCGACGCCAGGGGAGGAAAGCUAACCAACGGGCUCGACGUGGCCGAAGAGGCCAGCGCCGUCGACGGCGAGCAAGAGCGCUGCCGUUGUCACGGCUGUCUGACCACCAGCGCUUGUCAUCUUGGAACGCAGUUGCCAGGUGAGCCGUCGCCGGGGACGACAGGCUCCACAGCACGCCGCGGCCAGGACCAGGAAGACCCAAACACGGUCCCCCCUCCCCCACAGGGGAAUCCUAAGGAGCCGUGCGUAGCGCCGUACGACCGGCCCCACGUGGUCCCGGGCAUUGCACAGAGGGCUGGUCACGUGAUCCUGGAGGACAGGGGGCUGGCUGUCUUGGACGCCAGGGGAACUGAACACCGCCCCAACAAACCCCCGGGGUUUCGACAUGUCGUAGGGCCGCUUGCAUCGGCCGCCGGCCGGAGGGGCCCCCUCCCUGACCGAUCCCAUCCCACCUCGCCCCCCUCGUUGGAGGACCGUUCGGUGGACACGUCAGACCUCGAGCAGGGGGCGGUCGAAUCGACGGGCCUGGGGGAGAUGGACCCAGUGGCGGCCGCCCUCCUCUUCUGCCUGGAGGAGUCCAGGGAGUGCCGGCGGAUAUCGGACAAGGUGCGCGUGGACGGACGCCGCGUGGACGUCGGCACGCAGACCUUCACCUUCCCGGCGGCCAUUUUGGUCACCAACACCAGAGUGGGCGAAAUGGCCUCGGCCUCCGCGUGCGACCAUGCCGCGCACCAGCUGUCGUGCCCCAGCCCCCUGCGCACACUCCGCCUGGGCCUGGCCCUGGAGAGCCUGGAGGUGGAGGUCCCCCACGGGCGCUUCCUCACGUUCCAGCCCCCCUACCAGCACACCUUCUCCUUCCUGUGCGGCCAGGCCUUCCGCAGGGACCAGUUCUCCUGGCACUCGGCAAACGUCCACGCAGACAUCCACGCCGGCCUCAGCGGCUGGAUGGAGCACCGCUGCCCCCUGGCGUACUACGGGUGCACCUUCUCCCAGCGCAGGCUGGGCCCCGCCGGCCAGGAGGGCCGGGGGGCAGCCAGGGUGGUCCACGACGGGAGGCUGCAGUCCUUCGGCGUGCGGCCAUGCACUCCCCUUCUCCACGAUGGCCCGCGGUCGGACCAGCUCACAGGACUUCCCAUGGAGAUCCUGUGGCACAUCGCCGGAUUCCUGGACAGCUUCAGUCUGUGCCAGCUGUCUGUGGUGUCCCGUGGCAUGAGGGACGUGUGUUCCAGUCUGCUCCAGACCAGGGGCGUGGUGGACCUGCAGUGGGAGAGGAGGCUGGGCCCCCAAGGCACCGUCUGCUGGCACGUUAAAAACAAAGUGUGGAGAUUCAGCACGGCCUUCAGCGCCGUCACCAAGUGGCGCUUCAGCGACCUGCCCAGCAUGUCGGACCACCUCAGGGAAUGCCGCUUCAACACGCCGGAGCCCCAGACCGAGCCCGUGCCUCUACCGGCCAUGUGCACGGCGCGCGACCGGCAAUCCCUCCGGCGCCUGCUUCGCCCCGUGACCCAAUGCCACCACGUCACGUGUCCGUCGCCACACGCUUUAUGAACACAACGUGGCUUUAAUACUUCACCGUCUAGUUUUUUUUUUUUUUUUUUGCACAACAUGAAUCACAGAAUGUGUCUUAUUCAGGAGCUGCAGGAGACGACUGCCUUAAUAAAUUGAAGUAAACGGUGAUCGUAACCUGAUCACACACUGGCAAACGGGAAACAUGCAUUAGGGAACGUUCGGCCAGAUCACCCAUGACGACUGGAUCAUAGUUACCCAGAUGAAUCUCGGGUGUGUUUUCUACAACUACCUGGUAGCUAGGCUGAGAUGAGAACACUGAAGCUAUGCUCGCACUUUAAAAACCUCCCGUCACUCCCUCCCUCUUCCAAAAAAAUCAAAUGGUUAUGUUAAUGUGCUUCACCUGGAAACACACCAGCAAAACGGAUGCCGGAUUUAAUUCAAUGUUUUAUUAAAGGUACAUUUCUGAGUUA